Molecule: messenger RNA, 4399 nt
Organism: Chionomys nivalis (European snow vole)
Lineage: Eukaryota; Metazoa; Chordata; Mammalia; Rodentia; Cricetidae
Gene: Ak3
Product: adenylate kinase 3
Exons: 5
Coding region: 248-931 (227 amino acids)
Biological process (GO): nucleobase-containing compound metabolic process
Cellular component (GO): cytoplasm; mitochondrion
Molecular function (GO): ATP binding; AMP kinase activity
Source: RefSeq, a predicted model, not a curated record
GCACAGGGCAAGAGGGGUCUGGCCCCAGAGGCGUAGGGUGGAGCCGAGGGGAGUUGGGUGCAGGGGCGCGAGGGGCGGUGCUGCAGCAGGCGGGGCGGCCCGGUGGCCAGCGCUCACUUCCGGGAGAGCCGGGCGCCCUGGCCACCGCCCGCUCGCAGCUGCCAGCUCGCUGGAGCCGCUGAGCCUGUGAGCGCGCAGGCCAGGCCGCUGCUCGGCGUCUGCGCAGCUCGGUCCACCGUCCGUCACCAUGGGGGCAUCGGGGAGGCUGCUGCGCGCCGUGAUCAUGGGGGCCCCGGGCUCCGGCAAGGGCACCGUGUCGUCGCGCAUCACCAAACACUUCGAGCUGAAGCACCUCUCCAGCGGGGACCUGCUCCGCCAGAACAUGCUGCAGGGCACAGAAAUUGGUGUGUUGGCCAAGACUUUCAUUGACCAAGGGAAGCUCAUCCCAGAUGAUGUCAUGACGCGCCUGGCCCUUCACGAGCUGAAAAACCUCACCCAGUGUAGCUGGUUGUUGGACGGUUUUCCAAGGACGCUUCCACAGGCAGAAGCUCUGGAUAAAGCUUACCAGAUAGACACAGUGAUCAACCUCAACGUGCCCUUUGAGGUCAUCAAACAACGCCUCACUGCUCGCUGGAUUCAUCCUGCCAGUGGCCGAGUGUACAACAUUGAAUUCAACCCUCCCAAAACUGUGGGCAUCGAUGACCUGACAGGAGAGCCUCUAAUUCAGCGCGAGGACGACAAACCAGAGACGGUGAUCAAGAGACUAAAGGCGUAUGAAGCCCAGACAGAGCCAGUCCUGCAGUAUUACCAGAAAAAGGGGGUCCUGGAAACAUUCUCUGGAACAGAAACCAACAAGAUCUGGCCCCAUGUAUAUUCUUUCCUACAGACGAAAGUUCCAGAAACUACCCAGAAAGCCUCCGUCACUCCCUGAGGAGGGCGUUAAUUAGCAGGGGAAGCGGGGCCUCCUCGCCUCGCCUGUUUUUCGAAGCUCUUUUCCUAAGACUUCUCUGAAAAUUAUGACUUACUCCUAAUGGCUUUCCUUUGGAUGUUACUAAGGCCGUGCCAAAUGAGUCAGACACUAAGGCUGAUCUGUUAAAAUAACCUCGUGUGUUUAAUCUAGUUGUCUUCUGUGGAUGUGCAAUUAGAAAACAUCAGAGAUGCUGAAACUCAAAAAAGAAAAUCAAAAAAGAGCAACUGGUAAUUGUCCACCCCGUUAAGUCAGUGGCUGAUCAUUUUCAUGUUUUUCUGGAAAAGUUUAAAAAUUUACACAUCACUUGAGGCAGAUAAAUAUCUCAUUAAAGGCUUUUGCAUAAGCCAACCCCCCCCCCAAUGUCUUCUAGCCCCAAGGGAUGUGGUAUUUGGGGGGGACUGUCUAUAGAUUCCAGAAAGAAAGCAACUGGCCUUAUUUACAGAUGUUGCCAGAUGCAAACUCUACUGCCUUUGCAGGAAAAGCAAGGGCAUAGGCUACCCUGCAGUAUCCUCCAGUUUGCUGGAAAGAAGCAGCCAUGGCAGUUAAGAACAUGUGACUUUGAUACGGCUUGUUUUCUUUUCCAAACUUGCAUGUACCGAGGGAUAUAUGUGUUGACGAAGUUCUCGAAGGAGCACUGGCGAGCAACAAUCUCACACGUCACUCAGGCUGUUUUAGGACCUACCUGUCGGUUUCUUUCUUUCAUACAAAUGGACUGUCUGCCUGGAUGAGCAGGGAUAUAAAGAGAGUGGGCUAAGAGAACACCCACGGCAGUUUGCCACUUAAGUAGAUGUGGUAUGCCGGGGACAGCCCCUUGACAGAAAGACCAAUCCACUAACUAGCCAACACAUACAGCAACAAAAGGCAUUUGCAGCAGGGGUUAAAAGGCACCGUAGUAACUGAGUUCCCUCAAGGAUGUGUAUAUCGCUAUCAAAGUCCUUGAUUUCAAGAGCCUCUUGUCUCAGCCUCUCAAGUGCUACCAGUUGUCACCCGACACUUCUGGUUCCAUCUAAGCAACCUCCUCUUCCACCUGUAGCACUGUGGCUCCAACUCAGCCUUGUGUGCUGGGAAAGCACCUUGCCACAUCUCCAGCCCUUAGUCAUUUUUUUUUUUUUUUUUUUUUUUUUUUUGAGACAGGAUCUCAUUAUGUAGUUCUGGCUUUCGCAGAACUAUGUAGCACAGACUAGCUUGAAAUGAUGCAGUCCAAGCUGGCCUCAUGUUGAUGAUUCUCUUGUUUCAACCUCCUGAGUGCUUAAAUUACAGGUAUAUACCACUAAACCAAGUCUGAGAAACCAUUUUAAAACUUCAGCCACUUUAGAUUCCUUAGUGGGGCAAGGACAUGUCCUUACACAUUGUGGCCAAAUGUAAGAAGAUAGGAGAAAUGGAAGAAAAAAACAACUCUACCUUCGAGAAAGAUGUACUCUGUAUUUUACUUGGUGCUAAAUCAAAGAAUCAAGCCCUUGUACAAGCCUUUGAAACUUUGGCCUAUUUUAUUUCAGAAACUUAAGUACAAAUGCCACCAAGUGGUUCUUAUACAUCUGGGAGUGGGGAAGGAAUCUUUUGAUUUCUAAAUUUCAUUGUUGAACUUUGAAAAUGGACACGCCUUUAAAUAGGAUUACAACGAGCAUCUUGUCUUUUGUGUUUCUAUAUGCCUUAUCUGAAUGUUCGUUAACUGGGUUCUAACAAUGUUGUGAACUUCUUUAACUUGGGAAUGAUCAGUAGAUUCUGUUACACGUGGUGAUUUCAGCACUGUGAUGUUGCCCUUGGCUGCUCGACCCCCCAACCCCCCUCCUGUCUGCUGCUGUGGCUUCUCACUGGCUUCUUUCUAAUAAACAGUCUUCACAUAAUGCAUUUUAUGACAUUAUCUCCUGCUGUAUUAAUACAGUCACACUAGUUUCCAUGACACUGGAGAUGCUGAGGUCAAGAGGUUGGAGAACAUGAAGUGACAAACUUUUUCUCCCUUUGACCAGAACCACCAAGAUUUUGUAUGUACAUCCAUUUGGGAACCGUGUGGCUUCUAUUAGAACAGGCAAAGACCAGUUUUCUGCUGGAUAGGUUAAUGUCAGACAACUGAUAAAGCUAUCAUUGCUGGGGCUGGACAAAUGGCUCAGCAGUUAGAUACAACAGCUACUCUACCAGAGGACCUGAGUUUGAUUCCCAGCAUCUACAUGGCAGAUCCUAACAUCUGUAACUCCAGUUCCAGGGCAUCCAAUGCCCUCUUCUGGCCUGCAAGGGCAUCACGCACAUACACAUUGCACAAACAUACCUACAGGCAAACACCCAUACACAUAAAAAGAAAUCAUUACUGAAUACAUCCUGCUGAAAAUGCUGUGAUGACCAGUGCGAGAGCUUUUAUUUUUGUGCCACAUGGAACAAGAAUGGAGCUGAAUGCCUUGGGCAAGAGCAUUGUCUUCUCAUUUUCAAAAUCUCUUCAUUAAUAACUACAGCUAGCACCUAAAGAUUUUCAAUCUUUAAGUUAGGAUUAAUUUUUUUUUUUAACAGAAUAGUCUAACUGGACUCAAAAGCACUGGUAAAAGCCAGUAAGGUUUCUGAAUCUGUGACAUUCCCCUGCAAUAUUUUCUUAAAGAUUUCAUUUAGUGUGUAUGUACACAUGUGUGCGGGUACCUGCAGAGGCUACAAGAGGACAUCAGAUCUUCCUGAACUGGAGUCACAGGAGCUUGUGGAGCACCAGACAUGGGUGUUGGAAGUCAAACUGGCCUUUGCAAAAGCAAGUGCUCUUAACCAAAAACUCAUCCCUCUAGCCCCAGUUUUUAAAGGUCUCUAAAAACCAUAAGUUUUUCUAUUUACAGCACCAAAUAGUGUCAUGUCAUGCCAAGUGUAGACUGGCCCAGCAGCUUCCUAUUUCCCCAAGGGAUUCCAAGUGUCGCAAACCCAUACCAGGUGAAUCAGCUUCCUGGACAACCUAUGAAAUAGUACAAACAUACCCACACAUGUGGGUACUGAAGGGUGCAGGAUCUAAGAGUGUUCUGGCUAAAUGAAUGGUGUGCUGGGAAAUGGAAAUGGGAAACCCAACUCGGACAAGUACCACCUUUUCCACAUCAAUUUAAGAACUGAAAUCUCACUUGUUCUGAGAAUAGUAAGGUGGUUUUUAUUUUCUCUGAAAUACCCCAGGAUUAACUUGAGACUCACCUUGCCUAUACUUCUAUACUGUCAUGAAAACCACUUAGUAAUGGAGAUAUGUGUGCUCAUUGGGAAGCAUGUUAAUUCACUUAAAAAUUUAAAAAAAGUUUUAAAAAUAAACUUAAAAUUUACAGGAAUUGUGUGCGUAUGUGUUCUGUGCAUGUAUGACGGUCUGAUGAACUUAAGGAGUUGGUUCUCCUGCCACCAUUUAGUCCCAGAUACUCAACUCAGGUACUCGGGCUUGGCAGCAAAAACUUUUACUCAAGUGAGCCAUUUCAACUGCCUUUACUC